GACUAGCACAAGGGAGAUCACAACUAGAAGAUACAUCGACAUCUUCUGAAACGUGUCAAAUAUCUCAAGAAACAUCUCUGCUACGCAAAGGAUCUCUGCUCCACCUGAAAAAACUUCUUCGUGCGGGAACGUCCAAAAUAGCAGUAACAUCUCACUCAAACAUCUCUGCUAUGUUGAUGCUAAAUGACGUGGGCGGAGACUAAGACAUGGCGUGUUGUUGUGGAGGCGAUGACCCGGUAGAUGAUGCACCAGGCGUGAAUGAAGAAAGAAAAGGGUACUACUUGUGAUUAAAUUGUACUUGAUGUUUCCUGACCUUUCUUUUUUCGGUUUUUGUUUUUUCUAGUUAGGUAUGCACCACCAACAUUAUUGUGCUUGUGAUGUUCCCCCUUGCGUGAUUUAUUUCGUUUCGCUGCAUAAGAAUUAUUUCGUCGAAGGCUGACCGAGGUGGAGAGCGUCGAGUUGAGUUAUAUGAAGUACGAAGAGACACCGAAAACAAGAAAGGAAAAAUCAGCACCAUUAGGUCUAAAAUCUGAUAAUUAUAUACUGUACUUGCUGAAGAGUACGUACUAAUACAACCUAAUUACUACUAAUACAACCUAAUUACUACUAACAACCGGUUAGUUUUCACCUCCACACUCUUAGGCUUAUCCCAUGCAACUAAUACAACCUAAUUACUACACAAUACAUGAUUAUAAGUUACUUAUUAAGAUAGUGAAGAAACAGUCGAGAAACCACUAACAAUCCAACAACGAGCUAGGCCAGCGGGGAGAAUUCGCCAGGGAAAUCUUAGGCAGAUUGCCGAGUAGAUUCGAGUCAUCAUCAAGAUAGUGAAGGUUGUAGUUUGCUAGAGUUUCUAGGUAGAACUAUGGUGCUGAAUGCGCACGGGUGAGGCAGGGCCCCAUCUGAAUCUGAAUCUGGCAGUCGGGUCCAACUCCAUCUCCCACAUCCACUACACCUCAUCACGUCCAACUCCAUAGGAAAAAUGGCAAGAAGAGUGACGCCGGAGCUGCUACGGUGGGAGGGAAGUCAAGAAAAGAAGAGGACACCGACUCUGAAGAAGAGGACAUCAGCAGUAACGAUCCUAACA
Messenger RNA from Amoebophrya sp. A25, 1087 nucleotides. Lineage: Eukaryota; Dinophyceae; Syndiniales; Amoebophryaceae. The record is from the annotation of a GenBank genome assembly.